Lathyrus oleraceus (garden pea) is the source of this 1527-nucleotide messenger RNA. RefSeq lists its product as uncharacterized. The transcript is spliced from 9 exons. The record is from RefSeq and is a predicted model, not a curated record. Lineage: Eukaryota; Viridiplantae; Streptophyta; Magnoliopsida; Fabales; Fabaceae. Gene Ontology annotation, cellular component: nucleus. Gene Ontology annotation, molecular function: RNA binding. The coding region runs from base 636 to 1256 and encodes 206 amino acids.
AGGAUAGGUAGAUAUAUGAAGUGUUUGGGGACUCAUGGAAUGGAGAUAUCAAACAGAGGGGAGGUAGAUGUAUCAAGUGUUUGGAGACUCAUGGAAUUAAGACCUUGCAAAUAGUGGCUACAAGGACAUCAAAUAGCUCUACCGUUAGAAACCAAUGGAUAUAUCAGAGUGGAUUGCUACGGGGGGCCUCAACCAAAUGUGAAGAGAUGUGAAUGGUUGAAGACACCUCUUGAAUUUUAACUUCAAACCCUAGGUUGAUGUUCGAUAAUCUUUUGCUUGUUUCUUGAGAUUGAUAUAUAAAAUCUGCCGUGAUUGCACUUCUGUGACGGUGUGGAAAUCGCUCGGCUGCCAAAUAGAAUGCUUGUCCUACCAAAAUUUGAGGUGGCUUCAUAUUGGAAUGAAUCAAGUGGUUUUGCAGAUAUAGACUACUUCAUUCCACGAAUGGAUGGCUUUGUCAAAGUCAUCAAAACGUUACCACCAUGAGAUUGCAACUAAAGAACCUGCUCAAAUGGACAGUUGCAAAAGGAAAGGCCAAUUUGAUUAUGUUGAAAGCGUUCUCCCAUCUCUUUCAAAACACAAAUACAUUUCAGUCACAUUAGCAAUGUCCCGAAGAAGGAACAGUCACACAUACAUCAAUGGAAUCGAUCACAGAAGGAGUGAACAACAUCAAUAUCUCUGCUUCUAUUAAGAAUAAUCGUAUUCACGUCUCCACCAGCAAAAAACCCAUCUUCUUCUUCGUUAAUCUGGCCAAGAGGUAUAUGCAGCAGUAUAAUGAGGUUGAGCUUUCAGCACUAGGAUCGGCUAUUGCCUCAGUGGUUUCUGUUGCAGAAAUUUUGAAACAAAACGGACUUGCUGUGGAAAAGAAAAUCAGAACAUCAUCAGUUAUCCUAAAAGAUAAUUCCAGAGCUAGACCUCUGCAAAAGGCCAGGAUUGAAAUAUUACUCGAGAAGACUUCAAACUUCGACGAGUUGAUGGCUGUGGAAGCUGCUGAAAAUGGUGAAAAGGCAGCAGCUAAAAAUGGUGAAAAGGCAGAUAAGGAAAAUGGUCAAAAGGCAGCAGCUGAAAAUGGUGAGAAGGGAGAUAAGGGAAAUGGUGAAAAGGGAGAUAAGGAAAAUGGUGAAAAGGAAGCAGCUGAAAAUGGUGAAAAGGGAGAUAAGGAAAAUGGUGAAAAGGCAGCAGCUGAAAAUGGUGAAAAGGAAGAGAUAAAGAAGAGCACACUGCAUGAAGUUUCACCCAUAUCGCCCGGUUCGGGUUAAGUUAUGUCCUCUUGAAUAAAUUGUUUGAAUGUUGUUAGUAGAUAGCAGACAGAAAUAUUAUGUGUUAGACUGAUAUGUUACCAAUAAGUUACAAGGCUAAGCUCUUAUCAUCGCGUUAAAUCCUCAUUCGUAAAUUUUACGAAUUUUGAGGUAGCAAGUAAUAGUCCUGGGUAUGAAUAUAUGAUAUUCAACCUGUCUGUAACAUUGUUCACAACAUUAUAUGUUGAACUAAAAUCUAAACAUUAUGAUCUUGAUCUAACGAUCACCGAUA